Messenger RNA from Annulohypoxylon truncatum, 1029 nucleotides. Its product is annotated as nucleotide-binding protein. Gene Ontology annotation, biological process: iron-sulfur cluster assembly. Gene Ontology annotation, molecular function: ATP binding; 4 iron, 4 sulfur cluster binding; ATP-dependent FeS chaperone activity. Bases 1 to 1029 code for a protein of 342 amino acids. The record is from RefSeq and is a predicted model, not a curated record. NCBI's taxonomy places the organism in Eukaryota, Fungi, Ascomycota, Sordariomycetes, Xylariales, Hypoxylaceae. The transcript has a single exon. Gene Ontology annotation, cellular component: cytosol.
AUGGCGCCCUCGUUAGAAGAGCCCGAGCCCGUCCAAGACGUCCUCGAUAACCCUCUAAAGGAGCGCCCCCAGCUCGUCGCCCCCGAACCCGAGCACUGCCCAGGCCCCGAGUCUCAAGACGCAGGCAAGGCCGACUCCUGCGCGGGUUGUCCGAACCAAGCGAUAUGCGCCUCAGCGCCCAAGGGCCCCGAUCCGGAUAUACCGCUGAUUUCGGAACGCCUGUCUGGAGUCAAGCAUAAGAUACUGGUGCUGUCAGGCAAGGGCGGCGUAGGAAAAAGCACCUUCACGAGCCUGUUGGCACACGCCUUCGCUACCAACGAGGACAUGACUAUAGGCAUCAUGGACACAGACAUAUGCGGACCUAGCAUACCCAAAAUGAUGGGCGUCGAGUCGGAGACCAUACACAUCAGUAGCACAGGCUGGUCGCCCGUCUGGGUUGCAGACAACUUGGGCGUAAUGAGCAUACAAUUCAUGCUACCUAAUCGCGACGACGCGGUAAUAUGGCGUGGUCCUAAAAAGAAUGGUCUGAUCAAGCAGUUCCUCAAAGAGGUCGAAUGGGGCAACAUGGACUUCCUACUGGUUGACACACCACCGGGUACGAGCGAUGAGCAUCUGAGUGUCAACAGUUUUCUGAAAGAAAGCGGCAUAGACGGUGCUGUUAUGGUCACCACCCCGCAGGAAGUGGCUCUACUAGAUGUACGAAAGGAGAUCGAUUUCUGCAAAAAGGCGGGGAUACGAGUGUUAGGACUAGUAGAGAAUAUGAGCGGCUUCGUGUGCCCCAAGUGCACGCAUGAGAGCCAGAUCUUCAAGGCUACUACGGGGGGCGGCGCGGCUUUAGCAAAAGAGAUGGGUAUCCCAUUCUUAGGCGAGGUACCGCUAGACCCGAGAAUAGGCAUGGCAUGCGACUACGGUGAGAGUUUCUUCGAUGCUUAUCCCGAUAGCCCGGCAUGUAAAGCACUCAAAGGCGUCGUUAGAGGUGUUGCGCAGGAGAUAGGUCUCAAAGCGCACGAAGUAUUGCCUGAUGACUGA